GAAUUUAUGUCUUUUAUCUUCACCCCGCUCUCCCCGCUCCCGCCCCGCCCUGAGAUUUUUCUGAGUGAGAGCCACCGAGGGCUGCUUUUUUUAAAUAAAUAUUAGCAAUAUCCCUUGAUAAUUUAAUAUAACUGAUUGUGUUGUGUUCGUCCGCUAUGGACAAAUGUGGGAUUUGUCUUAAACCUGCCGUUCAACUGUUUGAGACGGGAAAGGAUGGCAUCUAUGCCUGCUUCAAAUGCCAGCCGCUCGUGCCUGAAGUGACUAUUGGAGAAAAUGGCAACGACCAGACUGUGCCGCAGACCUCCACCAACAACACGGAAGAGGAGGGAAUUGAAACAUCAUUGUAUUGUGGCCUGUGCCACAAGUCUUUUCAGAAGAAUAUGCAGUUACAGAAUCAUUUGCGCAACCACCGCGCCGAGAGACGCUUCAUAUGCACAUACUGCAAUAAAGCUUUCUCCCAGUCCAACAAUUUGAGGGCGCAUCUGCGUAUCCACACUAAUGAGAGACCCUUCAAGUGCUCCGAAUGUGGGAAAGCCUUUACACAGGUUACGAAUCUUAACAAUCACGUUCGGUUGCACACUGGCGAGCGUCCCUUCGUCUGCCCGGAGCCCGGCUGUAGCAAGGCUUAUGCUCAGGUGACGAAUUUGAACCAGCAUCGCAAGCGUCACCUGAACGGGCGGCCCGUGGAGUCCACGUACGACUGUACCGUCUGCGGAGAGCAGUUCCAACAGCGGAACCAUAUGUAUUUGCACAGACGCGAAGUACACGCGGAGCUGAAGAGUCCGGCCCGCAGUCCGCCAGCUCGCCUCUCCUGCGGCGUGUGCGGGCUAUCCUGCGCCAGCGAGCGGCAGCUGCAGCGCCACGCCGCCACGCACGACGCGCCGCGCUCCGACGCGGCAUAUGUCUGCGUGUUCUCCUCCUGCGGCAAGCGCCUCGCGUCCGCCAGCGAGCAUACUGAGCAUCUGCUGAGGGAACAUCAGCUCCGCGUGCUCAGUCAUGCCACGCGACACCCGCCAAGACGGGGACGACCGCCCAAGAUACUGAAAGAUCCCUUGGAAAUAAAAGAAGAAGAUUACCAUGAAGUAAAGAUCACGAAAUCCCAGCCACAAUACUUGCCGAAGCUGAAAGUGCAGAGUUUAUUCCAGUGAGUUAGAAGUAACAGUACAUUGUUGUUAGCGCGCAGCAUGCAGGCGGUGCUGCGGCGUCUGCGCAGACACACGGGGACACAGAAAAACCAACUACCACAAACUAAAUCUUACUUUACCUCGUAAGCAAUAAAGUGCAUAUUUCGAUAACUACUCGUGUCGUAUGCUGUGCCAGUCUGCGCAGACCUUAGUUUUAUUAUUAUGAUUAUAACAUGUCGGGACAUUGUUGUAUUUCUAUACUUUAGGGCCAACUAGUUAAGUCAAAUUUAUGCUUUGUACUUACACUUUACUUUUAUGCUUUGUUUUAUUGCAGAUUUUAAAUAUAAGAAUACCAAUACAUACCAAUAUUGAAUUUAUGUGUAUCAGAGAUAAUAGCGGAUCUACAUGUCUUUCUUUAAGCUAUAAAUAUCUAUAUGUGAAAUAAAUGCGUAUGAAGUAUAAUUUUGUGACAUCGUAGUUUCGAGAAAUAUUUUACAAGUACAGCGAAGUAGUGAUAGUACGAUUAUUUUUCGCGCGACAAGAUUCUCAAUGAAAAAAGUUUCUUUGAAUAUGAAAUUAAUAGAAAUUAAUAAAAGUCUACAUUUAUGAUUGUAAUAAUAUUAAGUGAUAAUAAAUAAGUGCAAUUUACUGUAACAAGUUAAUAUUAUUGUUACAUUAGCGUAAGCAUUAACUUUCGAUAUUUUAUUUUUGUCUCCAGCCGUAGUUUGUAAGUCAUGUCGGGAUAUACAUAGUUUAUUUCAGAAAUAUAUAUAAUGCGAUACAUUUAUAUUCUCCUUAUAUAAGAAAAUCAAAUACAUAGCAUAUCACGUUUAUAAAUUAUUUACUUUGCUUUUAUAUACUUUUAUUACGAAGACUGUGAAAGGAAUUUAAAUUUUUUGACGUCAUUAUAUUUUUCUGCAACGAAUUUCAAGGCGUAAACAAGUAUUUUUCCAGUAUUAUAAAUUAUAUACUUUGUUCGAAAUUUCGUAGUAGUUUCGAAAGUCGUGGUGGCCUAGUGGGUAAAGGACCAACCUCAAGUAUGAGGGCGCGGGGUCGAUCCCAGGUCAGGCAAGUACCAAUGCAACUUUUCUAAGUUUGUAUGUACUUUCUAAGUAUAUCUUAGACACCAUUGACUGUGUUUCGGAUGGCACGUUAAACUGUAGGUCCCGGCUGUCAGUGAACAUCCUUGGCAGUCGUUACGGGUAGUCAGAAGCCAGAAAGUCUGACACCAGUCUAACCAAGGGGUAUCGGGUUGCCCGGGUUACUGGGUUGAGGAGGUCAGAUAGGCAGUCGCUUCUUGUAAAGCACUGGUACUCAGCUGAAUCCGGUUAGACUGGAAGCCGACCCCAACGUGAUUGGGAAAAGGCUCGGAGGAUGAUGACUUUGUUCGAAAUUUCGGUUUAAGCAUAAAUUAUGAUGGUUUACAUAUUGUUUUGUAAUUGCACCCUUUACUGUGACACUGUUUGUUGGAUAUGAUAAGUUUGUAGAAAUUAAGUGAGAAUUGUUUUAAAGAGUUGUAGUUCGAAAUUAUUUCCCGAUAAGCGUAUGGCAGCCAUAGCGUUAAACCGAGGAUAUGUUGAACAACAAAGCAAUUAGUGCAAUAAGUAAACAUAGUUUAGAAGCAAAUAUUUUACCACAGACUAAGUUGCGGUCAAUAGAUAUUUACACAUUACACCACGGAGGUCGAGGUCAUGAGAUUUCCUCGCUAGCUAUGGUAGAGAUAAGCUUAUCGUAGAUUGUCAUAUGUACGAUUUCAAUAACUUAUGUAUCGAUUUCCAGUACUGCCCGAAAAUACACUAAAGCAAUGAAAACAACAUUUGCCAAACUCAAUAGUACAUACUAUAGGAGUCUUCUGCGAGAUUAAUUCUGUACAAAAGUGAAAACUAGCUUGGUUUUAUUAUAAAACAAGUUUUUUUUUAAAGAAAUUAGUAGCCAAUAUAUAUCUUUUUUGAUACUUGUGAUUUCAGUUUUGCAUUUUUUUUUUCAAAUCUACUGCGUGUUAUAUUUUAUGUGUCAGUACAUAAGUUAUUGUAAACGUCAGAUAGAGAUAUAAUUGCGAUAGGAUAAGGUGCAAAUGUUCCUAUGAGUGUGUCAGAGUGUCGGUUCGAUUAUUGUCGAUGGAUAUAAAUAUGCCGCGUGUUCUAUAGUCGACCAUUUCAAUAUUUUUAGCCUUGUUAAGUGUCAGCAUGUCGGAGAUUUUUCUAUUAACAUACAAAUAAUUACGAUAAUAAAAUAUGCAACCGUA
Helicoverpa armigera (cotton bollworm) is the source of this 3369-nucleotide messenger RNA. Its product is annotated as gastrula zinc finger protein XlCGF8.2DB. Gene Ontology annotation, molecular function: DNA-binding transcription factor activity, RNA polymerase II-specific; RNA polymerase II cis-regulatory region sequence-specific DNA binding. The record is from RefSeq and is a predicted model, not a curated record. Bases 156 to 1148 code for a protein of 330 amino acids. Lineage: Eukaryota; Metazoa; Arthropoda; Insecta; Lepidoptera; Noctuidae. Gene Ontology annotation, biological process: regulation of transcription by RNA polymerase II. The transcript has 9 exons. Gene Ontology annotation, cellular component: nucleus.